GAGGAUGCGGGGCAGGAGGAAACCCCGGCAGGGACAAUCCCUGAGGAUGCGGGGCAGGAUGCGGCCCCGCCAGGGACAAUCCCCGAGGAGGGAGCGGCCCCGGCGGGGAUGGAGGAGGCUCCCGGGAGCCGGGGGGAAGCGGAGCCGGCGCUGGAGCCCCAGGGCGCUCUCCAACCUCCGGGCGGCCCCGACGGCGCGGACGGAGCGGAGCCCGAGCGGGGCCCCGCGGCCCCGGCGGGGUCAGGAGCGGGGGACGCGACCCCCGAGGCAGCGGAAAGAGGGGCCCCGGACCCCCAGAGCGAGUGGGGUCGGAGCCUGAACGGAGUGAGGGGUCGGGCGGAGGACGAGGAGAACGAGACGGGCUCGCCGGCAACCCCCGAGGAGGAGGAGGAGGAGCAGGAGGAUGAGAAGCAGGAGCACGACAUCUCCCUCUUCGUCAAGGCUGGCAGUGAUGGGGAAAGCAUUGGAAACUGCCCCUUCUCGCAGCGUCUCUUCAUGAUCCUGUGGCUCAAAGGGGUCAUAUUCAACGUCACCACCGUGGAUUUGAAAAGAAAACCUGCAGACCUGCAGAACCUGGCCCCGGGCACCAACCCCCCCUUCAUGACCUUCGACGGCGAAGUGAAAACCGACGUCAACAAGAUCGAGGAAUUCUUGGAAGAGAAGCUGGUGCCGCCCCGGUAUCCCAAACUUGCCCCCAAGCACCCCGAGUCCAACUCUGCGGGAAAUGACGUGUUUGCCAAGUUCUCUGCGUUUAUAAAGAACCCCAGAAAAGAUGCAAAUGAAAAUUUGGAAAAGUCUCUGCUGAAAGCCCUGAGGAAGCUGGACAACUAUUUAAACAGCCCCCUGCCUGAUGAAAUCGAUGCUUACAGCACGGAGGAGAUCACCGUUUCCAGCCGGAAAUUCCUGGAUGGAGAUGAGCUCACUUUAGCCGAUUGCAACCUCCUACCAAAGCUCCACAUAAUCAAGGUCGUGGCGAAAAAAUACCGAAAUUUCGAUUUCCCCCCUGAGAUGACAGGGAUUUCCAGAUACUUGAACAAUGCAUAUGCAAGAGAUGAAUUCACAAACACUUGCCCUGCUGAUCAAGAGAUCGAAUAUGCCUAUUUGGAUGUGGCCAAGAGAAUGAAGUAACCAGAAGAUGCCUCUGUUCCUUGCUCCUGAGAGGGGAAAGCAAAAGCCAGCAGAUGUUCUGCGGGGUGAUUUUAAGUUCUGCUAUGGGCCAAUCCUUUUAUAAUGAUUGUAUUGCAUUGUUUGCUCCUUCUUCAGUUCUCUGUGUGUACGUUGGUGUGUCUUGCACACCCGAGUGUCUCUUGUCCGUUCCAAGGUAAAGGCAUCCAUCAAUAUUAAAGAUCUGCUGAAUUUUGGGAAGCAGUGUAGGUCACACAAACCCACAGGCCAAACGGCUGAAUUUGGGGCAGGAACAGCCCUGUUUGGGCCCCACCUUUCACCUGGGGGUGUUGCUGCCCCUGCUCUCUGUCCCGCAGUUGUUGCCACGCUCCACAGUUAAGGAAAGGUUUCUUUGCUCCAGCAGCACCUGACUAAGCCGGGAGAGAGCAGUGGGAGCACACCUGGUGUCCCCAAAGUUUGUCCUCUGUGCCAGAGACCUGCAGGGCAGGUCGACCAAGAACAACCCCUUUUCACCUGGCACGGCUCCUUUCCUUUGGCAUGGAAAAUAAAUAAAGAAGGAUUCCUGCCUUCUCCUCUCUCAGGGCUGCAUAACCCAUCAAACUUCCCCCCUGGUGCUCCCAAAGACAGGAAUUCUGGCCUGGGGACUAUCUGCUCUUGGAUAUUUGAUGAGGGAGGAGGAGGGAGAGACUUGGUUGUCACUACAG
Neopelma chrysocephalum (saffron-crested tyrant-manakin) is the source of this 1829-nucleotide messenger RNA. It is a transcript of the gene CLIC6, whose product is annotated as chloride intracellular channel 6. The transcript is spliced from 6 exons. Bases 109 to 1128 code for a protein of 339 amino acids. Lineage: Eukaryota; Metazoa; Chordata; Aves; Passeriformes; Pipridae. The record is from RefSeq and is a predicted model, not a curated record.